Molecule: messenger RNA, 918 nt
Organism: Alternaria ethzedia
Lineage: Eukaryota; Fungi; Ascomycota; Dothideomycetes; Pleosporales; Pleosporaceae
Exons: 3
Coding region: 1-918 (305 amino acids)
Biological process (GO): regulation of DNA-templated transcription
Molecular function (GO): zinc ion binding; DNA-binding transcription factor activity, RNA polymerase II-specific
Source: RefSeq, a predicted model, not a curated record
AUGUCACCUCAUAGGUCAGACUCGAUGGAAGCCCAAGACAACAUUAGGAAGCGAGUAUGCAAGGCAUGCGACCGAUGCCGAUUGAAGAAGUCAAAGUGCGACGGAUCAAGCCCUUGCACUCGAUGCAAAGCCGACAACGCCAUCUGCGUAUUUGGCGAGAGGAAGAAGUCGCAAGACAAAGUGUACCCGAAAGGAUAUGUUGAGAUGCUCGAACAGCAACAAACCCAAUUGGUAGCCGGUCUUAGGGAACUGUACAGUCGCCUGCAACGAGGCGAGAGUUGGCCAGGACAGCCGUUGCAAGAAUCCUCAGGCGGCCAUCCUUUGACACACGACAUCCUGGAACGUCUCGAUCUUUUGCAAUCACCUGGAGACGACAAGAGCCACUAUGAGGGUUUCGAAGAAGAUUGCAGCCGCAUGCAACAAAAACUAGUUGAAGGAGGCGCCCCAUACACCCGACGACGGGCAUCCGUUAGCUCAGACUCUGAACAUGGCCACGUUUCGCCAAACUCAUCGUAUAACGGUACACCGACGACCAAAUCUUUCGCUUUUGACAGUCCGUUUGCGCGCCACAACGCGCCGCCAACACCGCCGAUGAACAGCCCAUUCCCUCGACAGUCCCAGGUAGUGUCGCCGCCAAUCAAGCAAGAACCACAAAUGGCACCAGCACCAUACAUGAACAACAGCGCUAUGGAUCCUUCCACUCUCUCACGGGCGCCAUGGAUGAACGACUCCAUUAUGAUGGACGAUCCCGUAGACUUCAGCAAGCCCAUGUAUGGAUUUGACAACUUCAGCGCAUACGACCAGAACAUGAUGGUAGAUCCCCUAUCAAUGAGCCAAAGCGAUCCGAUGAUGCCAGACUGGAACAUCCACAGCGACCUGGAUUUCAGCAGUUUCAUACAAAAUCCAGUCGGCGCAUAA